This is a messenger RNA of Cercospora beticola, 1044 nucleotides long. Its product is annotated as alpha/beta hydrolase. NCBI's taxonomy places the organism in Eukaryota, Fungi, Ascomycota, Dothideomycetes, Mycosphaerellales, Mycosphaerellaceae. The record is from RefSeq and is a predicted model, not a curated record.
CAGCUCCUGCUGGACAUAAUUUUGACAGAGGGCUUUUGAGAUGGCUGACAUAGCGCCAACUAAGACAAUCGUCUACAAGACGGUCGAUGCAUUGCAAAUCUCACUAGACAUCUAUCUGCCAUCCGGCAGUUCCUCCAAAGCACCUAUUCUACUAUGGUACCAUGGUGGUGGCCUUCUCCAAGGCCAUCGCAACCAGCUCACUCCAUGGAUGCGCAGAGCAGUUGAAGAUCAAAAGCUUGCAAUCAUAUCCGCCGAUUACCGCUUUGCUCCGCAAGUCGGCGUCGCAGAUAUCCUACAAGAUGUUCAAGAUAGCAUUCGAUUCAUCAGGACCGAGCUUGCAAGCCAUUUGGAUAACUCAGAUGCCAUUGACCAAACAAGACUAGCAGUCUCUGGUAGCUCAGCUGGUGGCUAUCUCGCACUGCUGGCUGGAUUAUAUGUCGAUCCCAAGCCUAACGUAAUUUUGCCAAUCUACCCAAUUACAGAUCCCUUAGGCACGUUUUUCACAAAUCCGCAGCCGCCAGCGAUGGGAAGACCAUUGAAGCCCAGAGAAGAGCUGGCUGAAUUCCUCGAUCCCAGUGCUGCACCCGUAGCCAAUAAUCCCGGUGACUCGUUGAGGCAAAAUAUGUACAUGCGUAUGCAAGCCGACGCCUCCCUCGCAAAGCUGUGGAAAGUACCGGAAGACCAGACAGCAGCGAAAAAAUGGAGGCUCUCGAGAAAUGUAUACGAGUCCAGGUUACCGCCUGCUUAUUUUCUACACGGUGAUGCAGACACAGCUGUGGGUGUCGAACAAGCCGAUGAAGUCGUAGGUGCUAUGCUCGGAUGUGGCAUCGAGGUCGAGUACGAGCGGCCACCUGGAAAAGACCAUUUCCUCGAUGCAGGGCCAGAGUAUGAGAACGAAGUGUUCUGGGCCUUUAUGCGCAAGCAUCUGAAGUGAGUAAAUCGCAAUGACGGAAAAGCUGAUGUCCAUCCGAGCUCUGCGCUGUUUGGUCUGCUGAGAGGAUGGUACGUAGAUUGGACUCGCGAUGCGGUGCCGGUCGUGAUACA